This is a messenger RNA of Cyclopterus lumpus (lumpfish), 1733 nucleotides long. It is a transcript of the gene laynb, whose product is annotated as layilin b. Gene Ontology annotation, molecular function: hyaluronic acid binding. The record is from RefSeq and is a predicted model, not a curated record. NCBI's taxonomy places the organism in Eukaryota, Metazoa, Chordata, Actinopteri, Perciformes, Cyclopteridae. The transcript has 7 exons. Bases 357 to 1451 code for a protein of 364 amino acids.
AUGCAGGGACCUUGAUGCGCAGUGUCAGCACAAAGAACCCCAUUCAUCCCAUUAUAAUGUCAUUACUAUAUGUGAAAUGGGAUUUGGCUAAUUAAGUAAAAGACACAGACGCACAGAUGGAUACCUCGGUGGUUUGACUUUACAUCGAGAGGCGAAAACAACAAUAGCUAAGACUUGGACUGUUUUCUCCCCCUCAGCCAGGCGCCAUAUGCACGCCUCCAGACGACCCAGAGGACCGGACUGCCUCUCCUCGGAGUUUAUCACAGGCGGUUGACAAUCUCUAAAGUCUAGAACUCGUGUAUAGGCCACUGGUUUUUAGGACUAAGUGUGCAUCACAACCCGGUGAACAUGUAGAAAUGGAUUUUAUGAAGCUGUUUGGCACCGUUAUCGCCGUUUUCUUCCACCCUGGAUCCGCGUCUAAAAUAAAUGGCCAAAGGAUCUGUCGUCGUGGGACAGAGCGCCCAUGCUACAAGGUGUCCUACAUCCAGGACAGCAGGCGGAGGCUGACCUUUGAGGAUGCCAGGCAGGCCUGCAGGUUGGAUGGAGGCGACUUGCUCAGUAUUGAAACAGAAAGUGAGCAGCGGCUGAUGGAGAGGUUCAUACAACAGCUGCAGGCUGGAGAUGGAGACUUCUGGAUCGGGCUCCGCCGCACCCCACAGCUCUACAGGGCAGGGACCGCAAACCCAGGUUGCCCUUCGCAGUACUAUUGGCUGGAUGGAAGCAAGGCCAAGUUCAGGAAUUGGCAUUGGGAUGAACCAUCGUGUGGUGUUGAAAUGUGUGUGGUUCUGUACCACCAGCCCUCUGCACCACCCGACGAAGAAGGUCAUUUCCUGUUCCAGUGGAACGAUGACAACUGUAACUCCAAGAACAACUUUGUCUGCCAAUACCGAGAAGAAAAACAACCAGUCUUUACUGAGAAAGGGAACAAAGCACAUGCAGUUCCAUCUCUAAGGCCACAUGUGUUCUCAACUACAGAAAGUGAUAAGAGGAUAAAAACAGGACUACCUGAGUCAUCAGUAUCUCUCUCAGACAACAACCCCUAUGUUUCCUACAUCCUUUAUGCAACGAUUCCGACUCUGCUGCUGAUGCUGUUUGUAGCUGCUGGCUUCUUCUGCUACAAACAGCAUGCUAAGAGGAGGAAAACAGAAACAGAAAGUUACCCCGGCGGAUCAAAACCCUGGAUGUCAAAGACAGCUUCAUCUAAUGCCGUACAAGGGCCUUACGCCUUUAGUGACAUUACCAAACUGCCUCACACUGCUCUGGGCAGCAGCGUGUCGGCAGACAUCAUGACAAAGUACUCCUGUGCUCCUUCCCAGGACUCUCAGUGUGACGAUUAUGAGAAUGUGUCACGCGUGGACAGGGAGACCGGCUUUGUGACCAAUGACAUCUAUGAAACCUGCAGAGCUCAGAAUCGACAGACUGGUUGGGUGGAAAAUGAGAUCUAUGGAUGACCUGAUGAUGCCGAACUGAUCUCUGUGAGUGUCCGUCAGCCUCUUACCAGCUAUCAAAUGUGACGCAGCUACACAAAGGAACACAAUGUUCUCCAUCCCUUUUUUCCUUCACACCCUACUGGUUACUCUUGUUAUACAGGAUUACUUAACACAUGGUUGUGUUGUGUGUUGUCUUGGACUAAGAACUAUAUCCCAAUAACGUAUCACCUGUGUAUAUCUUCAGUGUGGCAUCCUGAGCAUCCAGCUUCCAAGGCUGCAAGUCAAAUAAAUGCAUAUUUUGGA